Messenger RNA from Trichobilharzia regenti, 417 nucleotides. Lineage: Eukaryota; Metazoa; Platyhelminthes; Trematoda; Strigeidida; Schistosomatidae. The record is from the annotation of a GenBank genome assembly.
AUGUUGAUUUUAUGGAUAAGUACAGACAAGCCUGAGCAUAAUAAGGUUCAUAAAGACCGUGCGCAUCUGCCUGUUGACAAAGCACCAGAGGAGGCGCUUAAACAAGGUGGUGACUCUCAAGGACUAGAUGCAGCCUAUAAGUACCACGCGGAAAAUCCAAUUCCAAGACCAGUGGUUAAUGCUCCACAAUUUCCAAAUGUCCGCCUACAUCCGCCUAUCGAUAAAGAUCCGGCAUGUUGUUGUGAUGCAUCUCUUUCGUUAGCCUUCUUUUUUCACUCUUCAUUAUUCUUGUGUCUGGAUAAUGAUGAUCAAAUGUAUAAUAUCCCCUGUGAACUUAACAAAAUUAAUUGUAGAGGUUCUUAUAUUCUUAUCGGACUGCUGCCUUUAGGUUUAUUCUAUAAACAUUUACAGCAAUAG